AUGAACGCCAUGGAUCUCAACUGGUGUCUCACCUGCAACAGAUACAUCGACGUGGACGGCGCCGCACCCUACUGCUCGCCAGAAUGCUACGCAUCAGAUCGCCCGUCCAUGGCCUCCUCGUCAUACCUCUCCGCGCGGCGACACGCGGAACAUAACGCCGCCUUCGCCUCCGCCGAGUCCGUCUCGGAGCUCGACGACUGCGACCAGUGUUCGUCCCGCUUUGGCAACAUACUCGACCCGAACGGGAGUAGCAGGUGGAUUGGGAAGGGAGACGCAGGCAUCCAUGCGUGGGCGAGCGACGUCCCUGCUGGCCCACCAGAAGCGGAGCCCACCAUGUCUCUUGCGGACUUGAAGCCGCCAAGCCUCAUUCUGUCAUCUCGCCGCCCGCUUCCGCCUAGCCUCUGCAUGUCCAGGCCUACCCCCGCUGCCGCUGAGCCAUCUCUGCCUAUCUGUACACCACUACUGCCCCCGUCUGCAUCGUCAUCCUCCAGCCGCUGUCCGACAGACUCGGCAUACACAACACCAUCGUCUUCAUUCUUCCUCGCGACACCUGCCGACGAGACGCCUAUCGCUGCACAUGCACAGCCUUCAGGCCUCAUUAGCGCUAUCACCGCACGCUUCCGC
This is a messenger RNA of Laetiporus sulphureus 93-53, 624 nucleotides long. RefSeq lists its product as uncharacterized. The transcript has 2 exons. The annotation marks the transcript as partial. The record is from RefSeq and is a predicted model, not a curated record. NCBI's taxonomy places the organism in Eukaryota, Fungi, Basidiomycota, Agaricomycetes, Polyporales, Laetiporaceae.